Molecule: messenger RNA, 4398 nt
Organism: Dovyalis caffra
Lineage: Eukaryota; Viridiplantae; Streptophyta; Magnoliopsida; Malpighiales; Salicaceae
Source: the annotation of a GenBank genome assembly
AUGUCACCGGCUGCGGCCGUCGAUAUCAGUUCACCGGUCACUUCCAAACACCCUUACACUCCCCAAAACCCUAACUCCAAUCCAAUACCAAAUAACCACCGCCAAACCGUACAUGCUCCGGUUUUUGGUAACCCAAGCGAAAUCGAUAUGAAUAAAAACGGGUCGCAAACGGGGUUGGGCCAUGCGCGACCGAGGCUGGUGAAGUUGAGGAGGCGGUUACAUGGGAGGAACAGAGGAGCGGUUCCAGGUGAGUUAGGGUCCGGGUCGGGUUUUAACCCGUUUAAAUCAGCAAUUAACUACUGUUGUAGCAGUGGUAGUAAUUUAAACGAGAAUAGUAGUGUGUCCGGUGUGGAUUUUGUGUUUGGUGCUAACGGGAGUGUAAAAAGUGGGAAUUUAGAUUUUGAUUUGAAUUCUAGAGUAGAAUUGGAUUUCAAAGAAACAGAAUUUGGUGGAAAUGUGGGACAAUUGGGAGAUAAGGAGCCAACUUUGGAUGCAAAAGUGGAGGAUGGGGAGUUUGGUGAUGUGGGUUUCGUGUUUGGUGCUAAUGGUAAUAAUGUUGGGGUGAAAUUUGAUUUAGAUAAGAGUGAAUUGAAUGAGCGUGGUGUGAAUGUAGGCGAAGUAGAGAGCAAAAAGGUCAGUAAUGUGGGGGACUCUGAGUUUUGUGAUGACAGGAGCGAAUUGGGAUUGAGUUUGAAUUCCAAUAAGGGAGACUGUAGUGGGAGUGGGGUGAAGUUGGAUUCUGAUGAUGUUGGUUUUGUGGUUGGUGCUACUCAUGAUGGUUCCAGUACAAACGUGGGGGUUUCUGGUUCAGGUUUUGUGUUUGGUGCAAGUUGGUCUGAUGGAAAGUUAAAUUCGGAUGAGGGAAAGAGGGAAACUGGUAAAAGUCCUGGAAUUUCAGUCUUUCCUGAUACAGGGAAGAUUAAGGUAAAAAAUGAGGCCGAGCUUCAUAAAAUGAAAGGUGACAGUAAGGGUGUUUUUGUGUUUGGUUGUAGCAGCGAGAAAAGUUUCAAUCCCGAUGAAUGUGUGGUUACAAACUGCCCUGUUGAGGUCAAGCCAAGCGGUGAAACUUUUUUAAACUACAGCAUUUCAAAUGAUCAAAAUGGUAAUCUGAAUUCUAGUGUCAAUGAUAAGUGUAAGUUCACUAUAUUUGCAAAUAGUAGUAAUGUAGCUAGUGCUUCUAGCACGAACCCAAUAUUUAAUCUCCCAGAAGAGAUUAAGAAACUUAGCAUUAAUGAGUUCAAUAAUGUACAUGGAGCUGACAGCAAGAAUUCAUCUGCUAAUGGUGAUUCUUCAUUUGUGAUCAGAAGCUGUAAAAAGGCUUCUGCCUCUUCUAAUGGAAGUUCAGAUACUUGUUCUUCUGAACAGAAUGCAGCCAUGGGUUCUGACGGUGACAAAUUUGAAUCCAGUGACAAGGACAGAAGUUGUCAUCCAGCUUCUAUUGGAAUUUCGAGUUCAGAAUCAUUUACAUUUCAGGCAGGAUUGACAAAGAGUUUUUUCGAGAGUCAUUCACAACUCAAUGAAGCUGCUCCUCUAUCUUCAUCAGCAUCAGUUGGUUUUGACUCUCAUGUAAACGAUGGAGUGUCUGAAGCAACAAGCAUGGCUGGAGUUGGAAAGGAAAAUAACAAAAGUAGUUCAACAGGCAUUCUGGGUGGAUUAGGGAUGCCCUUUACAGACUUCAAAACACCAUGGGAUCCUUCUUGUUUAAAAACAAGUCUAUUUCCUGAAUCAAAUAAGAAACCAGAAUUUACUGCGAAUAGCAGAUCAAAGAAGGGCAAAAGAUCAGAAAUGAGGAUAAAGUUGAAGCAGGAUUCCUUAUGUAAGCAACAGCCAGAGCAAGAUCAUGCGCAAAAUGAAAUGAGUGGCCAGGAAAAUCUAAAUUCCCCCUGUUGCUACUCACCAAUGGAUUUUUCUCCUUAUGAGGAAACUACUGCAGCUGAGAAAUUUUAUCACGGAAAUUCUGUGACAUCAAAUGAUUCCAACCACCAAGAAAAUAAUUGUGCACCCUCUAUCUUGCAUUCAACAGUGAUUGGUGGUCUCAAAGAGAGUCAAGGAUUAGAUGUUAAUAAAGAUGAUGGGAAGCCUAGAGAGAAGAUGAACCAGGAGAGUUUUGGUUCUGGUUCUGAAAGAUGUUUCAUGGGGGAUUAUAUCUCUAAAGGGUUUGUUUUUGGAGCUGAAAUGGCCUGCUCUGGUUUCAACUUUGAGCAGGUUGGUAGCAGUGAUGCUGGUACUGCUUCCACUGAAGUUACACAUGGAUUAAAGACAGAAAGCUGCCAUCAAAUGCAAUUUUCCUUUGCUGCAGGUUUGGAAGAUAUAGGUGGGAGAAAAUUUUCCUUUUCUGCUUCAUCCUCUGAACAAAUUAGUUCAUCAACACCAAAGCGUCAGUAUAUAAAGAAAUAUAGGAGGAAACCUCCAUGCAAACCAUUUGUUGUUGCCCCAAACCCAAAUGGUCAAAAAGAUGAUUUAUCUACUCCACAAAGAAAGGUGGGGAAUAAAUCUGAAAUAAAUGAAUUGGUGAAGCAAGGUUCAAUUUCAUCUGUCGGCUCUGUUCUGGAAGGAUGCGAGAUGUGGCGAGCAAGGGGAAAUCAUGCUUAUCAAAAUGGGGAUAUGUUGAAAGCUGAGGAGUUUUACACAUGUGGCAUAAAUUCCAUUUCUUCUAAUGAGAUGUCAGGAUGCUGCCUCAAGCCUCUUGUUAUUUGCUAUAGCAACCGUGCAGCAACACGGAUGUCUCUUGGAAACAUGAGGGAAGCAUUAAGGGAUUGCAUAAAGGCUGCUGGUCUAGAUCCCAACUUUUUCAAAGUUCAAAUAAGAGCUGCUAAUUGCCAUCUUCAGCUGGGAGAAGUUGAGGAUGCACUUCACUAUUUUAAUAAGUGCUUGGAAUCUGGAGCUGGUGUGUGUUUGGAUCGAAGAACCACAAUAGAAGCUGCUGAUGGCCUACAUAAAGCUCAGAAAGUGGCAGAGUGCACAAAUCGUUCUGCAAAGCUUUUGGAAGAGAGAACAUAUGGUGCAGCACUUAGUGCUCUAGAUGUGAUUGCUGAGGCAUUGUCAAUUAGCCCCUACUCAGAAAGAUUACUGGAAAUGAAAGCGGAGUUUCUUUUUAUGUUGCGGAAGUAUAAAGAAGUGAUUCAGCUAUGCGAGGAGACUCUUUGUGCUGCUGAAAAGAACUUUGCUUCAAUAGGUGCAGAUGGGCAGUUUGCGGAUAUUGGCUGUUCUGAAAGUGAAAAUUGCUCAUUUGCAAGGGUGUGGAGAUGGCAAUUAAUUUCAAAGUCCUACUUUUAUUUGGGAAAGCUUGAGGUGGCUCUCGAUUUACUUGAGAAAUUAGAGCAAAUGGGAUCCAUCAGUUACAAGUACGCAAAUGCAGGUAAGAUAUUGGAAACAUCUGUUACAUUAGCUGUCACCAUACGUGAUCUUUUACAUCAUAAGAGUGCUGGGAAUGAAGCAGUUCGAUCAGGACGAUACACAGAAGCUGUAGAGCAUUAUACUGCCGCUUUAUCAAACAAUAUUGAAUCCCGCCCUUUUGCAGCAAUUUGUUUUGGAAACCGUGCUGCUGCACACCAAGCAUUGGGGCAGAUUGCUGAUGCCAUUGCUGAUUGCAGCCUGGCUGUAGCCCUUGAUGGAAAUUACUCAAAGGCAGUUUCCAGAAGAGCAGCUUUGCAUGAGAUGAUUAGAGACUAUGGACAGGCAGUCAGUGACCUACAAAGACUUGUAUCCAUUCUUGGUAAUCAAUCUGAUGAAAAAGUCAGACAGUCCAGCAAACCUGUUAGAUCCACCAGCAGGACAAAAGAAUUAAGGCAAGCUCGUCAGCAUCUGUCCUUACUGGAAGAGGAGGCUAAGAAAGGAAUCCAAUUGGAUUUAUAUCGUAUUCUGGGAGUCAAGGAUUCUGACAUGGCGUCUGAUAUAAAAAAGGCAUACCGGAAAGCAGCACUUAAACAUCACCCAGACAAGGCUGGUCAGUUCUUGGCAAGAAGUGAAAGUGGGGAUGAUGGGUGGCUCUGGAAGGAAAUUGUCCAGGAGGUUCAUGCAGAUGCUGACAGGCUAUUUAAGAUGAUUGGAGAAGCAUAUGCAGUGCUCUCAGACCCCACUAAGCGGUCAGAUUAUGAUCUUGACGAGGAAAUUAGAAAAGCAUCAAAGGAAAACAAUGGAAGCAGCCCUUAUAGAAGAACAUCAUAUACGCGCUGCAAUUCAAAUGAGAGAAAUGACUACCGGCGAAAUUGGCAGGAUAAUUGGAAGGCUUAUGGUUAUUCACAUUCGCGAUGGAAAUGUGGAAACAGUCCAGAUAAAUGUAUCAAAAUUGGCCGUAGCAUUGGUAAGAGGGAAGGUUUGGUUGGAGAAGGGUACUGGACCAUGAAGGGCAUUGUUUGCAAGCAUACUUUAAUCUUGGCUCUGCAAAUUGUGGCUUAA